UUAAACUAAGAAUCCGGUAUCUUGCAUCACGCGUUUUCCACAAGGCACCAAUCCACUCACUUCGUUUUCACUCACUCAUCUUUCUCUCCCUCACUCAAAAUUCUCAGAACCAGAAAAAGAAGAACCCCCAAUCUCCUUUCUUCCACUAUGCCUUCUGGCUUCUUCCUCUAACCCAUUUCAUCACAAUGAAAACGAAAUAUUAAAAAUCUCUAAUUUUCCUUCUUACCGGAUCCUUACCCAAGACUCGCUUGUGUUUGUUGCCUCCUGCUUCAGAAUUACUCAUUCCCUCAUGUUAUCAUUCCCCUCCAUUGUUUUCUAUUCUGUGUUCCUCUCUGUACCUUUUUUCUUCGUUCUUGCCCCACAAUACCGGAGUAACCGCGCCCUUUCCCACAUCUCCGCCGGCGAUAUCAGCACCCUCCCUUUCGUUCGUGGACCCGCCGCCGCCGCCGGUGGUGUUUAUACUGCUUCCGGAAUCUCUCGCUCAGGUGUCGCCACUGAUCCAAAACCCAAAAUCGCAUUCCUCUUCCUCACCAACUCGAAUCUCUCCUUCGCUCCCUUGUGGGAACAAUUCUUCCAAGGAAACCACGAUCUCUUCAACAUAUACAUCCACUCAGAUCCAUCUGUUAUCGUAAUUCCUCCUGGCGGUGUCUUCCACAACAGAUUCAUUCCGUCGAAGAAAACAUACCGCGCUUCGCCGACGCUCAUCUCCGCCGCUCGCCGUCUCCUGGCGGCCGCUCUCGUGGAUGACACGUCGAACCAAUACUUCGCUCUCGUCUCGCAGCAUUGUAUCCCGCUCCAUUCCUUUCGGUUCAUGUACCAUUACCUAUUCAAGAGCCCGUCAUCCUUAACCUCUUUGAUGACGUGGGGUUCAUCCGAGCAAUCUCGGUAUAAAAGCUUCAUCGAGAUUCUCUCCGACGAGCCCAAUCUCUUCGAACGAUACGCGGCUCGCGGCGUGAACGCGAUGCUACCGGAGGUACCGUUCGAGGAAUUCCGGGUCGGGUCUCAGUUCUUCGUGCUGACAAGACGGCACGCAGCGCUGGUGGUCAAGGAUCGGAGGCUGUGGAGGAAGUUCAGGCUUCCUUGUGUGAGCGAAGAACCGUGUUACCCAGAGGAGCACUACUUCCCGACGCUUCUGUCCAUGGAGGAUCCGGACGGGUGUGCCGGAUUCACACUGACGAGAGUAAACUGGACGGGUUGUUGGGACGGGCACCCGCACCGGUACACCCCGCUGGAGGUAUCGCCGGAGCUUGUUCACCAAUUGAGACUCUCGAACUCCAGCUAUUCAUACUUCUUCGCGAGGAAAUUCUCGCCGGAGUGUUUGCCGGUGUUGAUGGAUCUUGCUGAUGACGUCAUAUUCCGGGAUUGACAUGAGCACAUAUAAGUAGGGUUUGAAGUUUUUUUCUUUUUUUUUUUUGGGCCUAAAAGUUGGGUUUGAAGUUGAUAGAUAAAUAUAUGGGGAAAAAAGUUGAUAGAUAAAUAUCCGCAUGUAGUUAUAGUUAUAAAGUUCUGGUUCCAAUCUUCAAACUGUACUGCAGAAUGUUGGCCUAAAAAACUGUACCGUAGGAAAAAAGUUUCAGGUAAUUAAGCAAUCCCAGGGUAAUGUUUGCAUGUUUUAAAGUUUAAA
Molecule: messenger RNA, 1624 nt
Organism: Prosopis cineraria
Lineage: Eukaryota; Viridiplantae; Streptophyta; Magnoliopsida; Fabales; Fabaceae
Product: glycosyltransferase BC10-like
Exons: 1
Coding region: 290-1366 (358 amino acids)
Cellular component (GO): membrane
Molecular function (GO): glycosyltransferase activity
Source: RefSeq, a predicted model, not a curated record